This is a messenger RNA of Vitrella brassicaformis, 4069 nucleotides long. Lineage: Eukaryota; Vitrellaceae. The record is from the annotation of a GenBank genome assembly.
CCCAAAGACCACAGGUGACCACAAAGCAGCGAAUUCCAAAGGUCCAACGAAUCGACACCGAUUGGCGACAACAGCUGAGACUCCGCACACCAACCCCCCACCCCCUCCUUGCGGCCGUGUGACUGGAGGAGUGCCAUCCAUCAUGUACCAGCGGCCCGCUGAGAAGGUGUUCGAGCCUCUGCCGCUCAACUCCCGCACGCACGUCAUGUCCACCAGGUCCACUCCGCUCGACAACGACCACACACCAGACCCCCAAUACGCUGCCACUGCCGUAGCAACAGCAGCAGCCACGGCCACGGCCACCACCUUCCCCUCCUCGUUCUUCAACCCGUCACGCGCCUCAUUGCCCCGCUCCUCCCAGAGGCACUCGUCCCUCCAUCUACCACCUCUCACCGUGCGUGAGGGCCGGUCCGCACGGCUGUCAGCUCUCGCAGCGGGGCUUGGGAUGGCCGCCCUGCCGGGGCACAUCUCGGUGCCGUCGGUCAAGUGGCAGAACCUCCAGGGGGAGGUCAAGGUGCUUGAGGGGCGAGUGGCGAGUCUGCAAGAGACGGUGCGGGCCAAGGAGAUGACCAUCGCGGCGCAGAAGCAGACAGUUGACUACCAGGAGGGACAAAUCAAACGGUUGCGGGACACUGUCUUCCUUCUCAGAAGCCAGGUACGGUACGCACAUCAAUCUGUGUUAUGUUCUCUCUGCGUGUGAAUUUGUUCCUUCCGUCUCUGUGCGCAGGUGGCAGAGCUAGUUGAGACGAUGAAUCGUCAUCUGAUUGAAGUGCCGCCACUCUCAAAGCUGCCGGCCACAGACGAGGUCCUCGAGAAUGCCCACGCAUACAAAGCUGCACACAGCCACGAUGUAGCGAAAGGCCUCCAGCACAAGUUCCAACAAGACCUCGCCAACGCACUGCCGCCCGCCCCCACAACCGAGCCCCGUGCGGCACGAAGGAAGACAACUGUCAUGCUCCGUGCUAGUGUGAAGCCGCCCACAGCUGCUGCCGAGGCUGCAUUGGCAGUGACAUCGGAGGGGAGCUCUCUGCCCGCCACCACAGCUGCCGCGAGAAGGGACGCUGCUGAGACGGUGGAGAGGGAGAGGAAGACCGACAAGAGGCGGAGACAGUUCCAGAGUCUUUCGCUGGGCAAUAACCCGACGGCGACAAGGGAAGAGGCAUCACAGCCGCAGUUGCAGACGGCCACACACACAGCAGCAUGGCCGGUGGAUACGAGAGACAGGGAGAGGGAUGGUGAUCAGGCAAGGGUGACCCCUGCAACAGGCGGGCCGUCGCCAGUCGAGAGGGACUCGGCAGCUGUGACGACCAUGGGCAAGAGGGAGCUGCACCCCAGCAGACUGUACAGCUUUGAGGCGACCCCUCUGCUCAAGGUACACACGUGUGCAUGAGAAUGCAUAUAUUGCGUCAUUGGAUGCACCGCUUCUUCGCUGUGUAUGGUAUCGUGUGUGGUGUGGUGUGGUGCAGUCUAUACUGACAUGUCAGUUCCGGAAGGAGGAGAUGCAGCAGAUACUGAGAUUCCUGCUGGGGAACGAAGCUAGGGUGGGUGGAGCAGGGCAGACACAGGGAGAUAAAGGGAGACACGACACAGCACAUGACGGCGGGUUGUGUGUGUGUGUCUUCCAUGUAGAGUCUGUUCGAGGAGAAGUGUCUGCAGCUGGUGGUGGAGGCCACCAUCUUCUACCUCGUCUCAAAGAACAUCGUAUUCCACAACGACCUCCAGAAAUUCAUCCCACAGGUGACUGACCAAAGUCUGUCUGCCGUCAGACCCUUCUCCCUUCUCCCCUUCUCUCCAUCCAUCUCUUUGUUUGUGUGCAUUUAACUACCUGAUUGCAGUGGCUGCAGAUACUGGUGGAUGUGGUCGAGGCAGAGAGGGGCAGUAUAUUCAUUUUUGAUCCAGACAGGGGAGAGCUCUUCUCAAGGUACACAGACACACAGACACACAGGCAGGCCACACCCACACACGGGAGAGACACGCCAUCUUCUCUCUGUCCUGUCUGUCAGGUGUCUGACUGGUUCGUUCUCGAUGCCCAUCCGCGUCAAGAAGGGUGCGGGCAUCAUCGGCUCGGUCUUCGAGUCAGGAGUGCCGCUCCUCAUCGACGACGUAUACAAGGACCCCAGGUUCAACCCCACUGUCGACAAAGGGACCAAGUUCAGAACCAAGAGCGUCCUCUGCGUGCCGCUUAGACUCGGCCCCAAGGUAGGUAUGCAAUCGAGAAGAAUGGGCGUCUCUCUGUCUGUCACCCAGCCAGCAGCAAUGCACGAGUGUGUGUGUGUGUUGUGGGUGUCAGGUGGUAGGUGUUGUGCAGCUGUUGAACAAGCGGUGCAACAGUGGCGAUGGGUGCUUCACAGAGGCAGACUUCGAGCUGGCCCAGUCGCUUGGCAACCUUAUCACACCUGGCCUGACGUCGCCCAAGCUGCACAGGAAGCUGCGGUACCACUACGACAACGAGAAGCGGCUCAUCAAGCAGGCCAUAUCCGGCACCAAGGAACGCAUUAUGAGCCCGCUUGUGAGGGAGGUCAUGCGCGGCGUUGCCAACAUCCUGCAGGCCGAGAGGUACCACUCACUGCACAUACCAUACCCACCCUACACACGUGUAUGUGUAUGUGUCUCUCUCUUUCAAUCCUUGUGUCUCUGAUAUACCAGGUGCACGUUGUUUCUGUCUGACGCGGCCCGCGGCAAGUUGUGGGCGAUUGUGGCUCAGGGCAUCGACAACAUCCAGAUCGAGAUCCCCGAGAACAGGGGCAUCGCAGGCGCUGUCUUCAUGAACAACAUCCUGCUCAACAUCCCUGACGCAUACAAAGACCCACGGUGAGUCAGGAAGUUGGAAAGAAUCCCCCUCUCCCUCUCCCUCUAUCCCCCAUGGCAUGGCCACUCAUCCCAUCUCAUGUAUGUUUCGUGCAAUGCAGCUUCAAUCAGGCCGUCGAUCGUGAGUCGGGGUUCCGCACACGGACCAUUCUCGGCUCGCCCAUUCGACAUCCUAUCGGCGGACAGCCCAUCGGCGUCAUACAGGUGGGUGAGUGAGACAUGGCUUGUGCAUGUGGAUGGUGGGAUGCCUCUCUCUCUCUCUUGCGUGUAUCCAGGCCAUCAACAAGCUGGGAGGCGUCUUUACGCGCAACGAUGAGGACCGCAUGAACGUAGGUGUGUGUUGAUGGCCAUGUCUCCUGUCAUCUUCAUGGGUGGAUGUAUAUCUGUGUGUGUGUAUUCUAUGCAGGAGUUGUGCAGCAUCGUGGCCUCCAUCUUGCUGACGUCUGAGAGUCUGGAGGAGCUGACCCUCUCGGCAGAGCUCAACGAACGCGUCUUCCAGUGCCUCUCCGUAGCCCUGAUUGUCGUAUCAGCCCAAGGUAUACACACAGGCACACACACCUUCCCCCAACACACACACACAGAGACAUACGUGUACCCACCCGCGUGUGUGUGCGUCUGUGCAGGCAGCGUCAUCAAGAUGAACAGCGAGGCGGCCGACGUCUUUUACCUCGAGUCGGCUCAGCAGUGGCUGGGCCGCCACCUCAGCGAGCUCUUCGGCCGCACCAACCCCCAGCUCCUUGCCAUGUGGACACAGGCCGUCGAGGGAGACAACGAGGUCCACACGCACACCAGGAUAUACCCCUUCACCACCACCGCCACAGGCGGCACCACCAGCAGUGGGGGCGGUGGGGCCGAUGCAGCCGAGGGCACUGUCAAGGCCGUCCGUGUGCUGCCAAUCACCUCUGACGAGUCGGCACACGGCGUGAUAUUCCUCCUGAGCGACCCGCUGGAAGGGGGGCUCUCGCCGAGGUCGGCUGCAGCGGCCCUCAAGUCGAGGACAUUCUCUACUGUGGAGGGGGAGCGGCCGUCCGACUUGCCUCAGCAGCUCAAGGGCGUGCUGAAGAGGAGCGGCACAUUCAGCCCAGGGUCGCCUAGAAGUGGGGACGAGGCGCAGCAAAGGCGGACGUUCAUUACGCAGUCGCCGGUGUGAUGUGUGUGUGUGUGUGGUGUGGAGGGAGAUGUGUGUUCUUGUCGUUUGUGUGGGUUUGAGAGGGGAGUGGAGAGGGCUGCGUGGUUCGGCGUGCAUUUGUGUGUGUGUGUG